Messenger RNA from Alternaria triticimaculans, 1002 nucleotides. RefSeq lists its product as uncharacterized. The coding region runs from base 1 to 1002 and encodes 333 amino acids. The transcript has a single exon. The record is from RefSeq and is a predicted model, not a curated record. NCBI's taxonomy places the organism in Eukaryota, Fungi, Ascomycota, Dothideomycetes, Pleosporales, Pleosporaceae.
AUGGCGCUUACGAAGGACCAAACUCUCGAACUCCACCGGAAGGCCACCCGACUGCUCGAGAUCAAGCUCGCGCGUGUCCCCAGGCGCAUCUUCGCAUCGGGUAGUCGCCCUACUAUCCACGAGUACUACACCAAGGCACCUACCAUCUACGUUCCGAGUAUACCAGAGCAGUACCAACUGGAGUAUCUACUUGCCAACUACAACGCGGUUCUGGCCGCCGAUUCCAAAGCCAUCAAGACGCCUGGCGUAGACAUUGACGCCGCCAAAGCGAUCUGGUACUGGCAAAUCGACAAGUCGCACUCUUUCAGUCGUUAUCACACUGUCGUCCGAUAUAAUAUCCUGACCGCUGUCAUCGUAGGCGCGUCAAAAAACCCAGGUGCAUACUGCCCCGGAUCAGCGCAACAAUUCAUCCACGCCUUCGUUAUUGCGUGGAAAGAAGCAGUGUCGCAAUCAUCUUCUUUCACCGACCGGGAGGCCUUCUUGAAGCUGUGGGCGGAAGGGAAUCACGAUGUGAUGCAAUGGCGUUCCUGGCAGCUCGUCGCCAUGCGUCGGGCUGUUGCGCAGAUGAUGGAGAAGGUGCCUGAGCUCCCUUUCCCUGCUAGUGAGUUCUGGGACAAGGUCCAACAGCAGCCUGAAGUCGAGUGGAAGAAGCAUGGACAUGCGUGGGCGGCGCAAUGGGUUAAACAUGUGGCGGAGGAGAGCGAGCUUGCGGCCAAUCAGAAGGCCGGAGAUGCGGAGAUGGAGGGUGUGGAGGCCGGUUUGUGUGGAUUGGGAAUGGGGGAAGCGCCCGGAUACCUUUGCGAAGAGCUGUUCGAGCAGCCACAUGUGAAGGCUUUGCUCCUGGACAUCGAGGAACCUGACCCGGAGCUGCCAAAGGAGAGGUGGGAUAUGCGAGCUAUGUGGUUGGAUCCUUCUGCGGCGAUUGCCUUCAUGAAAGGCGUGAGUAGCACCGCGGUUGAUGAGCUGGACACUGCGCUGCAAAAUAUGUCCUUUAUGACCUAA